Molecule: messenger RNA, 967 nt
Organism: Oldenlandia corymbosa var. corymbosa
Lineage: Eukaryota; Viridiplantae; Streptophyta; Magnoliopsida; Gentianales; Rubiaceae
Source: the annotation of a GenBank genome assembly
GUGAUUUUUGGUCUCUUUCAUUUAUAGUUAUAUUUCUCUCCUUUUUACCUGUUCAUUAACUUCAAACCAAUUUUUUGUUCUAUAUAUACGUAGACUUCAUGGAAUAAUAUAAUGACUCUGCUCAGUUGAAUCAUUUUUUCCAAGUUCCUUUCAUUCAUCCCCACAAAUGCGGGUUUUUCAGAAUAUAAAGGGAGAAAUGAACAAAACAUUAUUUUGCUUUCUUGGUUUCCUUCUUUCUUUGAUUGCCCUUUCUGAAAGCCUGGACAGCAUCGAUAACGAUGUUCAUCAUCCGAAACUCAAGUACUCGCCGGAAGAGCUGCCACCAGAAUGCCGGAAAGCCCUGGUGGACUUGAAAACUUGUAGUGGUCGAAUCCACGAGAUUUUCGUCGGGAAGAAUCAAGAUCAUGUGAGAAAUAUAUGUUGCAAAUCAAUUGUGGAAUUCGAGCGUUCUUGCUUCCAUCAUGGAGUUCCUCAUUUUGUUUUUCCUCAUUGGUUGGGAGAACAUUGUGUUAGGGUUGCCAGAAAAGCAAGGCGGAACCUUAAAGCUCCCGCGUCGGCCCCAACUGGCUCCCCCGCCCCCAUUGGUGGUGCUCUGGCCAAGGGAAAGUUUCUUAUGGAGACAUCCCAUACAAGCCCGCAAAUUGCACCAAAUCAAGCUCCUAGCAAGUUAAUUAAUUAUUGAUCAUGGUGUUCAGUUGAUGAUGAUCAUUUGUUUAAGUAAUUACUUCAAUUAAUCAGAGGAUUUAUGCAAGCAGAUCUUGAGUGUUGGGCUGUGGUGGAAGUUUUUUUAUUUUCAUAUGUGUAAUAAGUGUUGAUAAUAUAUAGAUUUUAAGAAAAUAAAAAAAAAAAUUUGGAUGAAUCUUAAUUCACUGGUUAAAUAGUUCAUUAAUUUUGAAACAGCUUGUUAGCCAUAUACAGUAUAGUUGUUGUUUAACACUUUAAGAGUGAUAGUUAAUGAAGUGGUGCA